AAACAUCCUGGUCUGCAAACUAGCUCACGUGGAUCGGUGGUGCAUCAACUCUUCUCGGGAUGAUAAGAACAUCUGGUACUCGUCUUCAAGCCAACCCAAGAUUACUUCCACCUCUCAGUCUACACGGGUCUCAUCAUCCGAAUUUUGAACGUUCAUUACGAAGACAGCACACCAAUUCCAAUGCUGUCGAUGACUGGUGUAUCCCAAUCCAACUCAAACCACCAGCUCCACAAAGAAGUCCAGCAAGCCUAUCAGAUGAGGCGUUGAUUCGUCUCCACCGGUUAUCUGCCCUAGAGCCACCAGAAGAACGCUCCUCCGAGUUCGAAAAAGUCAAGAAUAGUUUACAAGCGAUGUUGGCCAUGGUGGAUUCGGUCAAAGAUUUCGAACCAACAGCCGAAGAUUUGGAAACAAAAAAUGGUUAUGAAAUUCCUGAUGGAAGGAUUUGGCCGACCGAUGAAUCGCUACCUAUCGACUGGGAAGCACUCGUCCAAAAACAAGAAGAUUUCAUCAGAUCUAGACAAAUCAACAUUCCAGGUUCGACCAAACCGAACGUUGGAUCAGGUCACUCGAGCGAAACCGGUUCUUCCAAGGCGGACUCGACUGGAGAAGGUGUGACCUUGGAGAUGGCGACUGAGGACAUUCACACAGUCCGUCGACGAGGACUUGGACAACAACCACAAAAUGAGAACAUCUUCUAUGUCGCCAAACUCCCCGGUUCAAAACGAAGCAAAUCAAAAAAUUAGUUCACUCACCGCAUAAAUUAAUAAUUGCUUAUCCAGUCGACUUUUCCCCCUGUCGAUUUAAUCUGAAGAGUGGAAAAUUGAGCAAUCAUGUGUAUUAAAUUGAAGAUCGGGUAGCUGGAUGACUAACUCACAAAACUGAAUUGUAUUUUACUAAUCUGAUCUCAGCAUAUCUGUUCCCACUUCU
Molecule: messenger RNA, 927 nt
Organism: Puccinia graminis f. sp. tritici CRL 75-36-700-3
Lineage: Eukaryota; Fungi; Basidiomycota; Pucciniomycetes; Pucciniales; Pucciniaceae
Exons: 1
Coding region: 60-743 (227 amino acids)
Source: RefSeq, a predicted model, not a curated record